Lepisosteus oculatus (spotted gar) is the source of this 5674-nucleotide messenger RNA. NCBI's taxonomy places the organism in Eukaryota, Metazoa, Chordata, Actinopteri, Semionotiformes, Lepisosteidae. The record is from RefSeq and is a predicted model, not a curated record.
UUUUUUUCUUUUUGUUUUUACAAAAGAAAAAAUAACAGCACAAGUAAAACUGAGAAACGAGGAGAGAGACAGCACGAUUGUAACGACUUCAUUUAAACCAAACCUCUGCUUGAUUUAAUCAGCUAUGAAACUACACGCUCAUCCGCCUAUUAUGUCUAUUUUUCGUUUUGUUUCUUCGUAAAAAAAAAAAAAUCUUUCCUUUGAAGGAAAACCAAAACGCCGGACCCAAGCCGCGCUGACCUAGCCGGAAUGAACUCGGAUUAAGCGUUCGGGACGGAGAACACGAUCUGAAUUUUUGUUUUUAUUGAAUCUUUUUUUUUUUCCUGGUGCUUUUUUAGGUACUAUUCGCCCUUUAAUGCAUCGCCUCGGCUGCAGAGGCCCGCAUUUGGGAGAAGCGCCGCUGCUAGCGUGAGGGAUGCCCGGUUCAGACAGACAACAUGGGUCGACCAGGAGGAAGCCGGAUCCCAGCGCCAGCGUCUCACUGCCGCCCGGCAGCAACAGCGGGGCCUUCCAGCACCUGCUCCCGCCGCACUCCAGCGCCCAGGCGGGCUGCGUGACGGGGAAGGACGGGAAGCUCAUCGCGUCGUCUUCCUCCUCCUCCUCCUCCUCCAAGCGCCGGCGGCACAAGUCCUCCAAGCACGGCCGCGAGUCCUCCUCCUCCUCCUCCUCGGCGCUGGGCCAGGGCCAGGGCCCGGCCGCUGCGUUCGCCACCCUGGGCCCGGCGGCGGCGGCUGCGGCGCCUCCAGCCGUGAGCGCCAUCAAGCCGCUGGUGGAGUAUGACGACAUCAGCUCCGACUCCGACACCUUCUCGGACCCGCCGGCGGCGAGGUCGGCGGUGGACCGGCGAGGCGGGGAGCGCCUGGACGGCGGCUCGGACUACGGUAAAGGGGGCGGGGGCAGCGGCGGGGUGUCCGGGGAGAGCCGGGGCCACAAGCACCGGCACCCCCGCAAGAAGUCCAAGGACCCUCACAAAGUGAAGGACUCGGGUGGUGGGGGGGGUGGAGGAGGAGGAGGAGGGGGGAGCUCGAAGAAGAAGAGCAGCCGGGACAGAGAGAAAGGGACGUCGGGGAAGAGCGGGAAGGAGAAGACAUCUGCCUCCGCCUCGGCCCCCUUCAGCCCCGGCUCCACCAGGCUGGGUCUGCUGGAGGGGGAGGUGGGGGCCAAGCUGGCGUCGUCGCUGCCCUCCUCCGCGGCCCAGGCCCUGCUGGGGACCGGGACCAGCACCGCCUCCUCCUCCUCUUCCUCGCGGAGCAAGGACGGGGGCGGCGGCGGCGGCAGGUCGGGCAAGUCCCGCAAGGAGAAGCUACAGCGCCGCGGGGAGCGGGGGGAGUCCCGCGGCUCGUCCCAGAAGGACCGCCGCAAGUCCUCCAAGAGCUACAAGGCCAGCCCCAAGGGCAAGCCCUCGUCCCGGGGCGGCGCCGGCGGCGGGAGGAAGCAGGCGGCCGCCCCGCAGUCCCCCAGCCCCAAGCGGGGGGCCAACGACAGCCCCCCCGGCGGGGGGUACGGCCCGGACGGCGGAGAGGACGCCUACCACCACCAUCACCACCACCACCGGCGGCGGGCCCCCCCGCCGCAGAGCCCCAGCCCCUACCGGGACUCGGGGCGCCGCAGCCGGCAGCGCUCCGACAGCCCCUACGGCAGCCGCCACCGCUCCUCCAGCUACGAGCGGGACAGCAGCCCCUACCCCAGCAGGAGGCGCUCUUCCGUCAGCCCCUACGGCAACCGCCGCUCCUCCAGCGCCAGCCCGGUGUCACGGCGCUCGGCUCGUUCCAGGAGCCGCUCCCCGGUCCCCUUCUCCUCCUCCUCCUCGCGGCGCUCUUCCUCCCGCUCGCGCAGCAAGAAGCGCUCGUCCGGAGCCCACAGCAGCCGGCCGCCCAGCCUGUCCCCCUCCUCGUCCCGCUACCCGCUCAACUCCAGCCUGGGGGCCGAGCUGAGCCGGCGCAAGAAGGAGCGGCAGGCCGCCGCCAGGGCUGCUCGGACGAUGGCGUGCAGCAGCCCGAGGGACAGCGCCUCCGCCUGCGGCGAGCUGACGUUUUGCUGUCCGCGCUAUGGCGAGAGGAAGCAGACACAGAGCGACUGGGGGAAGCGCUGCGUGGACAAGUUUGACAUUAUCGGCAUCAUCGGAGAGGGCACCUAUGGACAGGUGUACAAGGCCAAGGACAAGGACACGGGCGAGCUGGUGGCCCUGAAGAAGGUGCGCCUGGACAACGAGAAGGAGGGCUUCCCCAUCACGGCCAUCCGGGAGAUCAAGAUCCUGCGGCAGCUGAACCACCGCAGCGUGGUCAACAUGAAGGAGAUCGUCACCGACAAGCAGGACGCCGUGGAUUUCAAGAAGGACAAAGGUGCAUUCUACCUGGUGUUUGAGUACAUGGACCAUGACCUGAUGGGGCUGCUGGAGUCGGGGCUGGUGCAGUUCUCUCAGGAUCACAUCAAGAGCUUCAUGAGGCAGUUGAUGGAGGGCCUGGACUACUGCCACAAGAAGAACUUCCUGCACAGGGACAUCAAGUGCUCCAAUAUCCUGCUAAACAACAGUGGGCAGAUCAAGCUGGCAGACUUUGGCCUGGCACGGCUCUACAACUCGGAGGAGAGUCGGCCGUAUACCAACAAGGUGAUCACGCUGUGGUACCGCCCCCCCGAGCUGCUGCUGGGCGAGGAACGCUACACUCCAGCCAUCGACGUCUGGAGCUGCGGUUGUAUCCUGGGUGAGCUGUUUACUAAGAAGCCCAUAUUCCAGGCCAAUCAGGAGCUGGCCCAACUGGAGCUCAUUAGCCGGCUGUGUGGCAGCCCCUGCCCAGCCGUGUGGCCCGACGUCAUCAAGCUCCCCUACUUCAACACCAUGAAGCCCAAGAAGCAGUACCGCAGGCGCGUGCGCGAGGAGUUCGCCUUUCUCCCCAGUGCGGCUCUGGACCUGCUGGAGCGCAUGCUGACCCUUGACCCCGCGCGGCGCUGCACGGCGGAGCAGGCCCUGCAGAGCGAGUUCCUGCAUGACGUGGACCCCAGCAAGAUGGCCCCGCCCGACAUGUCAGCUUUAACCAAGUCCUGUGCACUGCAGGCAUGCCUGGUGUGGGUAUUGACCCCUCAUGUGCUGUCAUGUGUAGGUCUGGGUGAGGCCACGGAGCAGCUCAACCAAAACGAGAUGGCCGUGCUGCUCAACCUGCUGCAGAGACAGACAGACUUCAGCCUUCCCCAGAUGGCACAGCUGCUCAACGUUCCUUCCAAUCCUGAAACACAGCAGCAGCUGGAGACCCUCACCCAAUCCCUGUCGGCGCUGACUGAGGCCUCCAAUCAGCAGCGCGAGCACCACAAACAGCUGCAGAAGCAGCGGGACGAGGAGGAGGAAGAGGAGGAGGAGGAGGAGGCGGCGCCGGAGCAGGUGGAGGAGCCUGCCGCCAGCGCUGAGCCAGUGGCGAAGCACGGAGAGCCCCCAGAGCCGGCCCCGUUGGCUGAUCUGCCUGUCAGUCAAGAGGACCUGCCCAAUCUGCUGGCUCUGCUGCUGGGGCAGCUCAUCAAACCCCAGGAAGGGGCGGAGCAAGGGGACGAGAGCAACGGUGUCCAAUCAGAGGAGCCGGUUAGACACAACGCCAACGCCAACGACUGCAAGGCUGGUGCACCUGGCCGGCGAAAGGCUGCGAUUACGAGCCAAGGAUCACUCCCCCAGGAGAAAAGGCCACCUUCCCCCCCUGGCCCUCCUCCUGGACUUCCGGCAGCCACCAGCCAGAAUGAAGGUGACCCAGAGUUCCCUGCGCCCCAGGACAUCAACCCAGCUGUAGCGGCUGCUCUCCUGCAGCUCAUCUCUCAGCAGGAGGUGGAGUCUGGUCCAAGACAGCCAGACUCGGGACAUGAGAAGGCGGGGCCAAAAGUGGACCUAAGAGAGGAGGAGCCACUCUGGAGGGCGGAUGUACAGCACAACAGGAAAGCAGAGCCGUCUCAGAAGGGGGUGGAGCCUCCGCACGGUGCAGUGUGGUCCUCCGGCCAGCAGAAGGCAGCAGCGGCAGUGGGGCUUGCUUCCCGGACUCAGUCGGCAGAUUCUCCCCAGUCCCCUGCCAGCCGUCCGCGGGCGGGGUCCCUGUCCCUCCCACCCAGCGCUGCCUCCACAGAGUUCCCCGGGGACCAGGACUUGCGGUUUGCACGCGGCGCUCCUGCUGAGCCAGGAGCCCCUGGGUUCCAGGGCACUUCAGGCUGGAGCCACGGCAACAAGGGUUACCGCGGGAACGUGCGGCCGCCUCAGGCUCAGGCCCAGGCCCAGCCACCUGGCAGCAGCAGCAGCAGCAAGGGAAAGGGAGUCCCUUACUGACCCUACCUAGACCACUCACUAUGGGAACAGGGCCCUGCGUCUGGGGGCCUCGCUUGAGUAGAGAGCAGAGGGAUUCGGUGAUCCCAGGUUAGUAUGGGCCAGCCUUGCUGACCUCUAGCAGUGAGGGCCACAACAUGCACAGCGUGGAGUCUCAGAACACCCCCUCCUGCUGUGAGCACAGCCCUUGGGCGCUCAGACUCCCUAGGAGUAGGAGAUACGGUAGUGAGUUUUCUUGAAAGUCAUUUUACAGAGCUGGAAUGAAGAGGGGGGGGUGUGCAGGGGUUGUUAACGCAAGCAUGCGGCUGCCUCUGUCUCUGACCUCCUUGGUGAGUGGCCUCAGCUCACCCAGCCUGACCCCAUACGAGCCCGCUUGCGUCCAUGAAGAGCCCUCCUGUCAGGCGACACCUGCCCGCUACAGAAGCACUGUGCCGCCCCCACCCCCCAGCCCCGAGAGGCUGGUCCGUCUCCAGCGCCCGCAGCCUGCUUGUCCAUCUGCACCUCGCUGGGGCGCGCCUGGCCUCUCCCCACGAGUUGGGCUUUGAAGGGCACGGGAGUGGUCUGUGGGGCGGUGUCGAGGGCGCCGCAGGAAAGGGCAAAUUCAGUUUGCAGGUUUCGUUUCACGAGAGCAAAUCAAGUUGAAGACGUUGUCGAGUUUGGGGUGCUGAAUGUUUCUUGAGUUUCAUGCUGUAUCACACGUCUUUUUUUCUGUUUUCCUCCUGGGAGGCACUGGCCUACGAUGGAAGGGGGGAUCUUUAUGUUGGUCAUGGUUUCUCAGCCUGAAUGGACCCACAUGGAUUGAACAAGGCACGAAUGAGGACUGGGUUUUAGGGGGCUGCUGCGGGCCACAGGACAAGGGGGGGGGUGUUUGUCUUUGACACCUAUGACCCAGACUUGACCGCAGAACCCAAGUGCUGUUUUGGCCUCAUGACUCUAGAGUGACAUUUCUUGCAAAAUGAGGAGAGUUUAUUGAGAUUUGUUUUUUUACAUUUUCUUAUUUUUUAGUAGAAGUUUUUUUUUCGUUUCUUUUUGACCACUACAGCGCAGGGGGGGGAAUUGAUUAGGAAGGUGCUGUUUAGUUAAAAAAAACUGAGGGCUGACAAUGUUGCUGCUGUUUAUUGUAAUAAUACAGUUCCCUGGUUUUUCCUGCACAGGACUGCAGGCCUGCUGGGCACCUCAUUCCUGUGGCACUGACUUCCUGUACUUCCUGUCUUUCCGUGCCCAGGGCCACCUGUACCUGUCUAGACCUGCCCCUCAGUGUGAAGUUUGCGCCUUGCCCUUUCAAACCCAGCAGUUCUCCUCCCAUUAAGUACAGUUCAUCCGUGACCGACCGACGCUUCUUCUGUAAGCAUGAUCCCCACGUUCACAUUCUCACGCUGCCUG